GACGGGGCGGGGCCCGUGGAGAGCAAAGGGGCCUCCCGCUCGCCGCCGGGCUUGGGGCACAGAGGCCUGGAGGCGUGGGGCGAGAUGGCGGCUCGCAGCCUGGGCUGCGGUGUCGGGAGGCUCCUGGGCAGCCUGCCAGGGCACGCGGGACCGCGGGGGUGGCCGCCGCCCGGGGUCAGCGCGCUCCGCAGGGCGGCCUCUGGGCCCUCGGGCAGCGUCCCCGCCGCCGGCGUGCAGCCCGCCUCGUACCCCAUGCUGAGGGUGCAGGCGGCCCAGCAGCCAGCCGCCUUCUGGGGGCCGCUGGCGCGGGAAACGCUGCUGUGGGACACUCCCUACCACACCGUUUGGGACUGCGACUUCAGCAGCGGCAAGAUCGCCUGGUUCUUGGGAGGCCAGCUAAACGUAUCUGUCAACUGCUUGGAUCUGCAUGUUCGGAAGUCCCCGGAGAGUGUCGCUUUGAUCUGGGAGCGAGAUGAGCCUGGAACUGAAGUGAGAAUCACCUACAGGGAACUGUUGGAGACCACGUGCCGCCUGGCCAACUUGUUGAAGAGGCAUGGAGUCUGUCGAGGGGACCGUGUGGCCAUCUACAUGCCUGUGUCCCCACUGGCUGUGGCUGCAAUGCUGGCCUGUGCCAGGAUUGGAGCUGUCCACACAGUCAUCUUUGCUGGUUUCAGUGCGGAGUCCUUGGCUGGGAGGAUCAAUGAUGCCAAGUGCAAGGUGGUUAUCACCUUCAACCAAGGACUUCGGGGAGGGCGCGUGGUGGAGUUGAAGAAGAUAGUGGAUGAAGCCGUGAAGUACUGCCCAACCAUCCAGUAUGUCCUGGUGGCUCACAGGACGGAUAACAAGGUCCACAUGGGGAAUCUGGAUGUCCCUCUUGAGCAGGAAAUGGCCAAGGAGGACCCUGUGUGUGCCCCAGAGAGCAUGGGCAGUGAAGACAUGCUCUUCAUGCUGUAUACCUCCGGGAGCACCGGGACACCCAAGGGCCUUGUGCACACCCAGGCAGGCUACCUUCUGUAUGCUGCCCUGACACACAGGCUUGUGUUUGACUACCAGCCGGGGGAUGUCUUUGGCUGUGUGGCUGACAUCGGCUGGAUCACAGGACACAGCUAUGUGGUAUAUGGGCCCCUCUGCAAUGGAGCAACCAGUGUCCUUUUUGAGAGCACCCCCGUUUACCCUGACCCUGGUCGGUACUGGGAGAUGGUGCAGAGGUUGAAGAUCAAUCAGUUCUAUGGUGCCCCGACGGCUGUCCGGCUGUUGCUGAAAUAUGGUGAUGCCUGGGUGAAGAAGUACGACCGCUCCUCCCUGCGGACCCUGGGGUCAGUGGGAGAACCAAUCAACCAAGAGGCCUGGGAGUGGCUCCACAAGGUGGUAGGGGACAGCAGAUGUACACUGGUGGACACCUGGUGGCAAACAGAAACGGGUGGCAUCUGCAUCGCACCGCGGCCCUCAGAAGAAGGGGCAGAAAUUCUCCCCUCCAUGGCGAUGAGACCUUUCUUUGGCAUUGUCCCAGCUCUCAUAGAUGAGAAGGGGAACAUCCUGGAAGGCAAUGACGUCUCUGGGGCUCUGUGCUUCUCCCAGGCCUGGCCAGGCAUGGCCAGGACCAUCUACGGAGACCACCAGAGGUUUGUGGAUGCCUACUUCAAGGCUUAUCCAGGCUACUACUUCUCUGGAGAUGGGGCUCACCGAACUAAGGGCGGCUAUUACCAGAUCACAGGGCGAAUGGACGACGUCAUCAAUAUAAGUGGCCACCGACUGGGGACCGCAGAAAUCGAGGAUGCAAUGGCUAGCCACCCUGCAGUGCCGGAGACUGCUGUCAUUGGCUACCCCCAUGACAUCAAAGGAGAAGCUGCAUUUGCCUUUAUUGUGUUGAAAGAUGACACAAGUGAUUCAGACAUGGUGAUAAGUGAGCUAAGGUCCACAGUGGCCACCAAGAUUGCCAAAUACGCCGUGCCUGAUCAGAUUCUGAUAGUGAAACGUCUUCCAAAAACUCGGUCUGGAAAAGUCAUGAGGAGGCUCCUGAGGAAGAUAAUCUUGGGCAGAGCUCAGGAUCUGGGGGACACAACCACCCUGGAGGACCCGGGCAUCAUCGCAGAAAUACUGAGUGCCUACCAGCAGCACAAAGACAAGAAAGCUACUAGUCAGUAAUGGGCUCUGACCAAGACCUAGUGCCCAAGCUCCUAACUUAUCCUUCUAGAACAUAGCUCUCAGUUUACUUAUUCUGAUGUCCCAGAUGUCCCAGAGCAGUCGCCUCCCAGCACAUAAUCCACGGUACCCCUAAUGUGAAUGAAGUCUAUGCUAAAAUCCCUCCCUUCUUUCCACUGGAGAACUGUGCAAGGGUACUGUCCAAUGUGCUUAGUGUUUGUUCUACUUGUCCUGAAUUUGGUUUCCUGGAAUGAAAAGUCCCUAUUGUCUCUGUUUCUGUGUCCUCUCCAGACAGCACGGGAAGGUUAAAAACCUGGUUAAGCAUGCCUACUCAGGUGAUUGAAAACUAGAAGCAGUCAUACUUUUUCCAGUUGUUUCUAGAUACCAGAGGCAGAUAUUUGAUUUUUAUAUUUUGGAAGAAUAACAUUCAAGCAUACAUACAAAAUGUAUGUUUGUACAGGCUUGCUUGUACAUGCUCUUUGUAACAGAGUUAUGAAAAUCUCCUUUCCUGCCUUCGUGCAUAGGAAAACAUGGAGAGGAUUGGAUGGUGCACAUUUAGUUAUUGUUCAGCAUAUUUGGAGAUCUGAAUUGGAAAUGUUUGUACCUCUGUCUAAACACAGCUCUUGAGAAUGCUCGAGCCUACAGCGUCCUUUUUUGGUAUAUAUUUCUACCUCCCUUGGUUUGUUAAUAAUGAAACUCAGUUCCUAAAGUGAUGACAUGAAUGUGCUCACCUUUUGGUUCUAAAACUACUCCAGUCACAUGUUCUGUUUCUCCAAGCUGUGAUAGAGAAAGAUUCCCCCUCUCCACCUUGGAUGCCUCUUGGUAGGAGGUCAACAUGCUCCAAAUUUGUGGGGUGGUUCAGGGAAGCCAAUGAAAACUCAGGUAAUUUUGAGCAUUGAUUUGGCUAGAACCAGACCCUUGCAAACUCUGCCUGUCCUUCAUUCUGUGGUUGGGGUAAGAACCAUUGAGGUCCAGUGAUGAGAGCUGAAGCUCUGAAUCUGGUCUCUCUUUCAAUGUGCCUUAAGUCUCUUCACGUUAGCAAGAUGAUAUAAAUCAUCAGGUUACAAAGUGUUUGUUUAUUAGCCAAGCAUGCCAGGGCCAAUGACAUGGAGUACAAGGGAAGGUAGCCUACUGAGGUAGGCCCUUGAAGACAGGGAGAUGUUAUCCUUGUCUUUACCCCAGUCUGUAGUGCCUUCCACCUGGGCAGGUGUUCACGGGGUGUCUGAGGUAUUGAACACUUACUGUAGACUGUAGCUGUACUGGCCUUCCAGGUGAUUGGGUGAGUACCCUGUGACACCCAGCGGGUGGCCAUAGCACACAUAUACUGAGUGACGGUAUGUUGUUGCAGCGCUCAGCCACAGAGAACUGUGCAUUGGACCUGUCACAUUUGUGCUGGAGUUGGCGGACUGUAGUUAUGAUGCUGUUUAUGAAAUGGCUUAGAUAGAAACUUGAACAGUGACCAGAGCCUCAGAAUGAUCAGCAUAGCAGUUCAAAUAAAGAUUUAUUUUGUUCAUUCUC
Pteropus alecto (black flying fox) is the source of this 3660-nucleotide messenger RNA. RefSeq names its product acyl-CoA synthetase short chain family member 1 (gene ACSS1). Gene Ontology annotation, cellular component: mitochondrion. The transcript is spliced from 14 exons. The record is from RefSeq and is a predicted model, not a curated record. Gene Ontology annotation, molecular function: AMP binding; acetyl-CoA synthetase activity. Lineage: Eukaryota; Metazoa; Chordata; Mammalia; Chiroptera; Pteropodidae. The coding region runs from base 85 to 2145 and encodes 686 amino acids.